CCGUUACCACCGCCAAAGACUUACACCUCUUAGGCCCACUUCACUUAAAAACAGCACGGGGGUGUCCCAGGUGCUCGUCCAAGUUUGCCUUGAGACUGAGCUGUGGGCUGACAUUGCGGGGACGCACAGCCGUCGAGAACGUACUUGCCGGUGUUUUCUUUCUGGAAGUUUUCGUUUAGAGGCGUCAGAGGAGAAAAGAAAGUCUCUGUUACAUGCCCAAUUGAGAAGCCACUUAUCUGGGGAGCACACCGCGUUCUGCGGCCCUAGAAAGCAAGUAACUUAGGUCAGUUAACCAGGUGUGGCAGGGUGACCCGUAACUUCACACCCCUGCCUCCCAGUAAACCCUAGGAGUGUGGGACAGGUGCCAGGCCCUUUGCUGCCUUACCAUGCACUGCAGAGCUUACUUCGUGCUUCAAAGAGACUUCCAAGAGUUGAAGAAAAACAACUAUGAGGGCAUUACUGCCUUUCCUGUAAGUGAAGAUAUGAUGGAAUGGGAAGCUAAUAUUGAAGGUCUACAGAAUACAUUUUGGCAUAGAAUAGUCUUUCAACUGGCAAUAAAUUUCACAUCGGAGUACAAUUUUGUCCCUCCAGUUGUGACGUUUAGAACCAUUCCUUUUCAUCCAAAUGUAGACCGGCAUACUGGUCGACCCUGUAUAGACUUUUUGGACAACCCUAAUGAGUGGAACACAAGCUAUACAUUGAGUAGCAUCUUACUUACCUUGCAGGUGAUGCUUUCUAAUCCAGUGCUAAACAAUCCAGUGAAUUUGGAAGCAGCCCGAAUGCUGACUGAAGAUGAAACUAAGUACAAACUAAUCGUGCAAAGACUUUUCCACAAGUCAUUACAAUUAGUGAAAGAUGACAGCUCUAAGUCACCUGAAGACUCACAUAAAUUUGUCAGAUCAAUUAAAGUUUCAUUUGAUGAUUAUUACAAGACGUGGUGUGAAAUAGCUACAUCAAAAGCUGCAGAAUGUUACAGAACUCCAUGUAAGUCCUCGAAGAUCCAAAUUUCAUUGAAGAGUAUUAUAAAUGGAAGAAAAGGGAGCUACAACAUCCUAAAGAAUGGAAUUUCAAAUAUGCUGCCAUCAAAGCUCGGCAUGCUAGAGAAAAUAACAGGCCUUACAAAGCCCGUUAUCAAACCAGAAGACUUCGUCUCUGCCCAACCCCAAAUUCACAAGUUGAAACGGAUAUUGUCACAAAGAUUAAUGAAACAGAGGAGGUCGGGAAGAGUGAUGGUGAUGAUGACGACACACGUGAGUCAUGGGAAGAAGAAGUGGAAGGUCUGGUCGCCUGGACCAACACUCUUGAUACAGAUACUUUAGACGAUUAAGCCUAAUGCUUCCGGACUUGGAAAAUAAACAGCCUGAGCCACAGCUCAGCUUCACAGAGCAACAUUGGAAGGCUCUCAGAACUUGGAUUCCAUUUUUUUCAAGUUGGUCUCAGUCUCUCACUGCAAGUACACAUUAGACAUAUAAGUACGAAUCAAUGAAUAUGUUGCUUUGAAUUUUUUGAGCUCCACUUCCUUGUUUGAACCUGUUAGCCCUGAUAGGGGUGUUCAUUGUGGUGUUGCAAUCAAUAGUAUUGCACCCACAGUUGUCAGACUACGGGAUGCAAGUCUUUGUGGGGAGGACAUGGGUCAGGAGAAGCUGGAAUAGGAGGGGAGCACUCAGGAGCUUCAGCAUCGGGGCAUUAACCCAAAUAGAGAGAUUUAUAUGUUUAUCUACAUCCGUCUUGUUUGGUGUCUUGUUUCUUCCAUGUUCAAGGGAUGAAAUGUUGCCUGUCCACCAGUGUUCCUCUUCUGUUUUCUCCCAGAAUAUAUGCUCUGUUUUCUUUUGACUUAACCGACCAUCUCCUCAUGUUCUCAUAUCUUUAUUUUCUCCCCCUCUUUUUGCUGUGUUGCCUCAACAUGCAAAUAUGCUCGGGUCGCUCAUAUUCUAAAAUACGUGAUGACCCAGCACUUCUAUUUCCUUCAACACUACAUCAUUUAUAUUUUCUCAGUCAGAUUUAUGAAUAGUAGUCUAUCAUUUGCUCUCUUCAUUUCUUUAAUUCCCUUUACAUUUGCACCUACUGCACGAUAAAAAUCUAUCUUCUGCUUAUACUACUCAAUUAAAAUUCACUAGGGCCACCAAAGUCUUCCAUAUUGCCAAAAUUCAACAGAUGCCUUAUCUUACUGGGCCUCUAAGCUAUACUUGAUAUUAUUGGUCACUUCUCUCUUUUUAAAAAAAUGGUUAUUGCCUUGCCUUCAGAGAGACUUGUUUUGAAACUUACCUACACACAAAACU
Messenger RNA from Rhinolophus ferrumequinum (greater horseshoe bat), 2279 nucleotides. RefSeq names its product ubiquitin conjugating enzyme E2 U (gene UBE2U). The record is from RefSeq and is a predicted model, not a curated record. NCBI's taxonomy places the organism in Eukaryota, Metazoa, Chordata, Mammalia, Chiroptera, Rhinolophidae. The coding region runs from base 387 to 1319 and encodes 310 amino acids. The transcript has 10 exons.